Diprion similis is the source of this 1371-nucleotide messenger RNA. RefSeq lists its product as uncharacterized. The transcript is spliced from 6 exons. Lineage: Eukaryota; Metazoa; Arthropoda; Insecta; Hymenoptera; Diprionidae. Bases 418 to 1293 code for a protein of 291 amino acids. The record is from RefSeq and is a predicted model, not a curated record.
AAAUCAUCCCUUCCACCGGCACUUCCAUUACUCCCUUCCAUCAUGACCCCCACCACGAAACCGGGGAAGGGAUGAACACCGCCACAGCUUGCACGCAGACACAGACCGUACUACCAGGGAGUGGAGAAUUUCCCGGCACGAUAGGAGCGCACUAGGGGCGGUUGGCGUGGAGGCGGUAGCCUUAAGGGUGCGAAAGAGUAACAUAUAUGUGACUAGGGGCAGCAGAAUUCCAAAACCCCUACGCAAAGAGCGGGGACAAGCAAGCCGGCUUCGUCAUCUCAGUAGACCCACGGUUUCCGGACUCUACGGACAAACCAGAUAUUUCAAUCACGGUGCAUAUCUCACAACACAUAUCUUUGGAAAGACUAUUUCAAUCAUCACACGGCUUGAAGAAAGACUGAAAACAACGUGAAGAGAAUGCAGGCUAUCGUAGGGUUGCUGAGCUUUCACGUGUUGCUCGCGAGCAACAUAAUGGGAUCGAAGGGCCAGCAGUACGGCGUCCAUCCCCUGAACCCCGAGGUGGGUAUUCCGGUUCAAAUAUCGGGAGGGCUUACCGAGAAGCGGGGAAAUAUGGAGGAGCCAUCUUGCGAAGAGCUCAGAGCCAUGUGGAGAUACAGCAAGAGGCAGAGCAGAGCUGCAGAAAUCACCAACGAAAUACCGACCUACCGCGAUCCCUUCUCCUACAACGUUUGGGAGCCCUAUCUAGAUCGGACACAGUCAUCCCUGGUCUAUCGGGGACCCACAGGUCCUGCCAGAGUCCGCGGAGCGGGCGGCGUCCCGAUAUUCGGAAGAAUAAUCCACAAAGCUCCCCCGGGUCACCAACUGCGGAACGCCAUGCCCGACAGAACGCGAGCUUUCGAAGAGGUGACGCGCCAUUAUGGAACGGUGAAUCGUCACCCUGCACAGUCACCCCGUCGUCGUCCGAUGAAUUUCCGGCACGUGGGUGGAGCUUCGCCCUCAUCCCAAGACAGCAUCUCCCACGUCCCCCAGGCCGGAAGCUUUCAGCACUUGAAGGAACUCAUCCGCACCGAACGAGCCCGAGAACUCCAGGAGCAACGUAUCGCCGAAGAAGUAGCUGCGCGGGCUGCGGCAAUCAAGGAGAUGACAAACGGACGUAGACAAAGCGAGCCGGAGACUCGUCAGCACUACAUGAACUCCCUGCAGUCCUACAACGACAUGAAAAACGUCAACUACAACGACUACGACCAGGUGCAAUACGUCUCGAACAUGGCAAACCUCGGGCAGUCCCUGUCGAGAGGCGAUCAGUACGGGAGGGGAUACUCGCUUCGUUAAGAAAGCAUUUCUUUCAUACGGUGGCGAAGACGACUGAACGCGAAAACGACUCAUGCAAACGACCGAUUACAAAGAAGA